Messenger RNA from Chlamydomonas reinhardtii, 2793 nucleotides. RefSeq lists its product as uncharacterized. The transcript has 8 exons. The coding region runs from base 235 to 1995 and encodes 586 amino acids. The record is from RefSeq and is a predicted model, not a curated record. Lineage: Eukaryota; Viridiplantae; Chlorophyta; Chlorophyceae; Chlamydomonadales; Chlamydomonadaceae.
GUUCAUCACAUUCCAGCUACCAUGCUGUAACAAACGCUGUUGACCAUGGGAUAGUCGCUGGCAUGCACCAUCGAAAGGCAACGGAACAUGUUGUCGCAGGCGUGCGCGGGCAGUGGCCCUGCGCCUGCGCUUCAUCUGCUCGCAGCUGUCUUAUCAUCGCGGGGACAUUUUGGCGCCACAAGCCAGAGCCUCGCGCGAUGUUGGGGCAGCAACUGCCGGCAGGCCACCGGUCAUAUGCAGUCAGCCCCAGCCGGGUGUGCGCCCCCCGGGGCCGGGGCCAGCGCACCCGCUGUGGCAACCUCCCUCCUUCCAGCGGCAUGCGCGGCCCAGACCGCCCCCCUCAAUCCCGCAUCAGCGCCAGGGGGCCUGCUGUCACUGCUGGCAUGGGCGCGGGCGCUGGCCCCGCACGGAGGGCGGCGAGCAUAUGCCACCGGCGCCGGGCCCAACCCGCAAGACAGCCAGAACAGCAGUGGCAACAGUAGCAGCAGUGACAGCAGUAGCAGCAGCAGUAGCAAUGCUGGUGGCAGCAGCGAGCUGCUCGCCAACAAGAGCCGUGUGCUGCAAUUUAGUCAGGAUCGGGGCGAGGCGGAGCGGCAGUGGGAGGCGCACCACGCUGGCCUGCUGUCCUCGCACCCGGGCGGCUGGGACAGCUGCAAGGCCACACUGCUGCCCUGGUGGUCCUUCGCCGCGCAGGCAGACGUGUACGUGUCGUCGGCGCAGGUGGGCCGCAACGUGCUGCGCAGCCGCUACAACCCAGCCACGCGGCGCAAUGAGGCCUUCUACGACACCGAGUGGUGGACCGUGCAGCCGCAGUGGCGCUACAGCCGCCGCUGGGGCGUGGAGUCGCCGGAGGCGCAGGUGUACGGCGGCUCCAAGUACCGGCACGACCCCGCUCUGGACCGCAUGCGCCCGGGCGAGUUCGUACGGCGUGCCGUGCCGUACGGCGACUACCUCCGGGGGAAGGCAGGGGGGUCGGGAGGGGCAGCGGGGGUUUCGGGUGCCGACGCCACGUCAUCAAGCCCAGACCGGCUAGUGCCGUUCCGCAUGGGGCCCAUCCAGGCGGCGGAGCAGGUGAAGCAGAGCAUCAGGAGUGCGGAACUGCGCAAUGCGGAGGAACAGCUGCGCAGCACUUAUGGAGCUGACCAGGUCCGGCACGUGAUGUUGGGUCUGGAGCUGGGGGCUGUCAGCGCCACGCCCGUGUUCGUGCCGGUGUACGUGUUCAAGACACGGAUACGGGGCACCGUCAUGCGAACCUACGUGGCGGGCUUCACGCAGGGGUUGUCAUCCGGGCCGGUGCUGCCCAACCCCACACGCGUGGCUGCCCUCACGGCGGCGGCGGCGCCAGUAGCCCUGGCGGCGGGCGGGCUGUUUGACUGGCUGCCGCUGCCUGUGGCGCUGGUGGUUGGCAUGGUGAUGCCGGCAAUGGUGGGGUACCUGGCCGCCAGCUUCUGGCCUCAGCUGUACGCGGCCUUCCUGCUGCUGCGCUCGCGAAUGAGCUCGCCACUGCCCGAGCCCAGCGCGGCGGAGCAGGAGGCCUGGUGGCGGUACGAGUGGGUGCGGCAGGAUGCGGACGAAGGCUAUGGCUACAGCGGUGAUGCGCGCUACAGCUACAGCUACAGCCAGCGGCAGCGGGAGCAAGAGCAGGAGCAGCGGAGGCAGCAGUCUUCCAGCCGCUCCCGCAGCCAGCAGCGGCAACAACAGCAAAGCCGCACCUCGGGCGGGUCCGGCUCCGGCUCGGCCAGCAGCAGCGGCGGCUCGCACCCGGGCUGGGACCCGCGUGGGCUGUACGGCGUCCUGGGCGUCAGCCGCACCGCAAGCAAGGAGGAGGUGCAGGCCGCCUACCGCGCCGCCGCGAUGCGCUGGCACCCCGACCGCCAGCCCGAGCCGCGGCUCAAGGCGGAGGCCACGCGGCGCUUCCAGGCCGUGCAGGAGGCCUACAGCGUGCUGCGCGACCCGCAGCGGAGGGCAGCGUACGACCGCGGAGGCUACGUGUGAGAGGGGCGGUGUGUGGUGUGUGUGCGAGGGUGGUGUGGGAGUGGUUUGAGGGGUGGUUUUAGGGGAGAGGGGACGGGAAAUGGAGAGCGCGCGGUCGGCGACUUGUUGGGUAUUGCCAGGAUAUGGUGCUGGGUGAAUUGAAGGAGGCAGCGCAGUGGGUGUAUCGCGGUGGCAUGGCGAGGUGUGUAUGCAUUCGACUGGCAGCCUGUGUGGGACUGUGCGGACAGGGGAUGCCACAGUGGUCGGGGGCCCGGGCAGGUGUGCACGUGCCUUCACUUGUGGCGGAAGACUUGUGGGCUAGGAGCGUCAUCUAUACAGCGAAGACUCGCUACUGUGCACAUGUGCACUGGCAGCAUAACGGUACUGUGCGUGGGCUUGCUGUUGGUGUUUGGCAGCAGGUGUUCGGAUCACUGAAAUGCUUAAAUGCGUAUUCGGAUGUCGGCGGCAAGCAGAAAGCACCCCGUGAACGAUGGAAGCUCUGAUGCGGAUAACGCUGUGUGUUGUGGACAAGGCGACAAAGCUUGGGGCAUGCGUGCUGUUCGCGGUACUCAGAGAAAUGCACGCUACGGUACCGCAUAUGCCCUGCCAUGAGAGGUCUUGGCUAGAACGUGUGCACAGCCAUCGUUGCGAUGCUGUGCACGCCCAGUGGCUGGCCCCGCAGGAGGCAAGUUGCUGGUGCCAGGGAAGGCCUGUGUUCAUAAUUGGGUCGCUGGCUUCUUGUCAUUGAAGACAUGAAGUGGGGAGAAAGCGGAUGCCUGAGCGCGGCCGCAGAGAGCGGUCUUGUAAAGCCUUGGACUG